Molecule: messenger RNA, 423 nt
Organism: Arabidopsis thaliana (thale cress)
Lineage: Eukaryota; Viridiplantae; Streptophyta; Magnoliopsida; Brassicales; Brassicaceae
Product: protoporphyrinogen oxidase-like protein
Exons: 4
Coding region: 1-423 (140 amino acids)
Source: RefSeq, marked reviewed
AUGGAAAUAUCAAAUGUCUCUUCUCCGUCCGGCGGUGUCGCAGCCAUUUCUCUCAUAAUUCUUCUCCGUCCUCGGUUACUUGCUUAUGAUUCUACUAAUCUCUGUUGUUUCCGGUUGAUCAAUCGUCGAUCUUCUAAACUCGAAGGCGGAGGAGCCUUGUCGUUGUUUGCAAGUUUACUAGAAGAGUUUUGGUUUGUGUUGUGGAAUGGGAAACUGAGGCCGCUUCUGUCAAAGCCAAAGGGCCCAAACAGUUGGUUCUUUCAGGAAAGGAAUCACAAUGUUGCCAGAGGCAAUCUCUGCAAGGUUGAGUUGCAACUUGCAAAGUUAAGGAAGCUCUCAAGUAUUACUAAGAUGGAUAGCAGAGGAUACAACUCGACUUAUGAAACUCUGAGGGGAUAUUCUCUGUACAGAGCAAAAGUGUAG